Messenger RNA from Protomyces lactucae-debilis, 885 nucleotides. RefSeq lists its product as uncharacterized. Bases 1 to 885 code for a protein of 294 amino acids. The transcript has a single exon. NCBI's taxonomy places the organism in Eukaryota, Fungi, Ascomycota, Taphrinomycetes, Taphrinales, Protomycetaceae. The record is from RefSeq and is a predicted model, not a curated record.
AUGAAGCUGGAACAGGUCAAGGCCGUUCAGGUCGUCGCGGCAGACACGUUUCCGCUCGCAGAGGGUGCCUUGUACCUAGAAGAAAUCGAAGAAUCCACUCUCUUGCUGCGCAUCGGCGAGACAUUUGCAGUGACCCUCAAGUCAGACACCAUUGCCGGGACAACCGACGAUGGUGCCUUUGUGCUCGUCAUCAAGAGCGAUGCAGCUGACCUGACGAUUCGCAUCGAUGUUGCCAAGGAGACGACAGAGGCAGAACUCGAGGCGUUCGAGCGUAUUCUGGUGGAUGCAGGGUACAUGCUGACUGGUCCACAAGCUGAUGCCGACCAGCUUGCACGGACAAUUGGUCGCAUUGCAGGACAAGCUGCUGACUCUCUCUCUGGAUUUGCACGCUCUGGACUCGGCACGGUGCGUGGCAAUACUCGUUUUAGCGAGACGACGCACUUCGUCAGUGAGCGAUCAGCAGAAGGUGCCAAAGCAUUGAGCAUACAGGCACAAAAGGUCUCUAGUUGGCUGGGUAAGUCUGUACAGAGCUUUGGCAGCCUUCUUGGCGAAUCCUUGGGUACACGCGGGGCGAUUGAUGAUGCGAGUCAUGCGGCAGAAGGAACGGUCAGACGAGAAGCGGUGGACACAGCCAAGGAUGUUGCUGAGGCUGGACAGAUUCUAAGCAACGGCGUCGGCGAAGGUGCCGAGACGGUCGGAUCAGCGGCAGCCAAGGCUAUAGAUGCGCAAGUGCGCCAGACACACGGUGAGGAAGGUGUCAAGCUUGCCCAAGAGGCAAGGACCACAGCGUCUGGCGCGGGCAAGGUCGCUGGGACGGUGGCAAUGGAAACGAGCGGUACUGUGCAUGCCGGGCAUCUUGCGACUGGAGCUGUCUCCAGCAAGUGA